UUAUAUAAACCUCCACUCUCAUCUUCAAACAUUCAUAUAUUUCUUGUUCCCUAAGUCUCAUAGAACCCCAAUCUUGAUUCUUGAAACCUAAUUCAAGAAUUCAUUAAAAGAUAUAUAUCCAUGUCUGGUGUUUGGGUGUUCAAGAACGGUGUGGUUCGACUGGUGGAGAACCCUGGAAGCGAUUCGUUUCAGGGCUCUAUUCGACGAAAGGUGCUGGUUCAUGUAGCCACGAACGAAGUGGUGACUUCGUACGAGGUGCUGGAAAGAAUCUUGUCGUCAUUCGGAUGGGAGAGGUACUACGACGAUCCUGAUCUGUUUCAGUUUCACAAAAGAUCAACAGUCCACCUCAUUUCGCUCCCGAGAGACUUCAACAAGCUCAAGUCCAUGCACAUGUACGAUAUCGUCGUCAAGAAUCGCAAUGUGUUUGAAGUAAGAGACAUAUAGUAAGCUAGCUAGCUAAUUAAGUAGCCAGUACCCAUGGCUCGUUGGUUAGCUAGCUAGCUCGAUCUGUGUUGUGUUCAUCUGUAUCUUUGUUUAUUUGUUUGAUUGUUUGUUCCCCGUGAUGAUGGGUAUGAGUGAAAGUACCUCUGCUGACAAAGUAAGUCCAAGUUUGAUUAUGCGCAGUUGAAUCAAAAGUUUGUAUUUUUUUUAGGUUUAAGAAGCUAAUUGCUUGUAGCUCAAGGGUUGUUUGGUGUUCUUGUGUAUCUGUAAAUCUUGUAUGGUGUUUCCUGUAAUGAAAAAUCAAGCUUC
Messenger RNA from Cynara cardunculus var. scolymus (artichoke), 750 nucleotides. Its product is annotated as flowering-promoting factor 1-like protein 3. Gene Ontology annotation, biological process: regulation of flower development. The record is from RefSeq and is a predicted model, not a curated record. Lineage: Eukaryota; Viridiplantae; Streptophyta; Magnoliopsida; Asterales; Asteraceae. The transcript has a single exon. The coding region runs from base 121 to 444 and encodes 107 amino acids.